Sardina pilchardus (European sardine) is the source of this 3201-nucleotide messenger RNA. RefSeq names its product asteroid homolog 1a (gene aste1a). The record is from RefSeq and is a predicted model, not a curated record. NCBI's taxonomy places the organism in Eukaryota, Metazoa, Chordata, Actinopteri, Clupeiformes, Clupeidae. Bases 119 to 2227 code for a protein of 702 amino acids. The transcript is spliced from 5 exons.
GCAAGACUGCAGAGAGAACCGAUCAGCGGUCAAAACAUCUUAUGGACUAGAGGGCUACUGAUAAUUUUCGUGCUCUUCUAAUGAGAUUGUGUUGCUGAGGACGUGGACAACAAACAUCAUGGGAGUUAAAGGAUUGAAAUCAUACAUAGAGGGAAAUAAUCUCUAUUUGAAAGACUGCCAUUUCAAAGGUAGCAAGUUAAUUAUCGAUGGGUGUAAUCUGUGCAAUGCUCUUUAUGAAGACUCAAAACAUGAUUUGAAGCAUGGCGGGGAUUAUAUAAUUUAUGAGAUUUUGGUCAGGAAGUUUUUUGCGGCUCUGACAAACUGCAACAUAGAGCCCUAUGUUAUCCUUGACGGAGGAAGCGACCACACUGACAAAAAACUGGAGACCCUCAAGCAACAUGCCCGACAAAGAAUCAAAACAGGCAAAGAUCUGUCUGUAGGGCGCCAAUGUUACGGUGGCGGUGUUAAACCAACACUCUUGAAAAUAGUUUUCAGACAGAUCCUCUGUCUUUUGAAGAUACCAUUUGUCCAGUGCAUGGAAGAGGCUGACUGGGAAAUUGCUGCUUUGGCCAAUCAGUGGAAUUGUCCAGUCCUAUCAAAUGAUAGUGACUUCUUCAUCUUUGAGCUAAAAGCAGGAGUUUUACCAAUUUCACAUUUUCAGUGGGACAAAGAUUCCACCCAGAAGUUUAUUCCAGCCAAGAGAUUUUUAGUCUCGAACUUCUACAAGUGUUUCCACAACCUGAGCAAGCAGUUUCUCCCUCUCUUUGCUGCCUUAGCAGGGAACGACUAUGUCAAUGUCACAAAACACACUAUCAGAUGGGAGGAAUUCUCCAGCUGCAGUGGAUACCAUGCCCGCCUCGAUGGCAUCCUCCAUUGGUUGUGUGGCUUCCAAAAUACCAAGGAAGCUAUUGGCGCUUUUCUUGACUGCCUCGGAGAUCAGAAGACCAGAGAUCAAGUACGAAAGGCCCUCACAACAUGUCAGAAAGAAUAUGAGCUGACAAAAAGCAACGUGGCCCAGUUCUUCUUGAAGGAUGUCGUCCCCAGCAAAUUGCCAGAGGAGCUGCAGAUCCUCCCCAAAUGGAUGCGGAUGCCACUGUGCAAGGGGAGAAUGGGUUCCACUCUCAUCGAUGCCCUGGUGUUGCAGAGAGUCCGACUGAGCGUGCAAGUUGAGAACUUUGACUUCCUCAGCUGCAAUGCGAUCUCAAGGCCUAUUCGUCAGGUGCUGUAUGGCCUUCUGUUGUCUGACCAGAAGCAGAGGGAGGACAGAAAGCCCAUAGUGGCCCAUGUGGAGCCAGGAGAGUGCUAUGUGGAAGAAUAUGACAGAGAGGGCUUGACUGUGACCUCUGUCUGGGUAAAGGCUGCUUGCCCGGUUAGUGGGAAGGAUCUACAUCUGGAAACACUGCACAAGGCCCCACGGGAGCAACGAGUGCAGGUCCUUUACGACACGCUUGGGGUGUCCAAACUCAUUUCAACACCCAUUGCAGCCAAAUUUCAGCUUCCUGUCUACGUCACAUGCUAUUGGCUCAGCAAAGCCGACCCACAGCCAAGUUUGGAGCACCUGUGGGCCCUGCUCCUGGGAUUUGUGUUUGGGGAGCUGGGCGGCCGAUACAAAGGCCAGACAGGCAUUGCGCUGGUGUGGAACCGACUAAACAACCUGCGGCGCCACACCACACCUGGAGGCCCAAACCUGCUGGCAGCUCACACCUACAGCCAAUGGCAGAACUGCAUGAAGGAUUCUUACCAACUCAACCAACUGCUGUGCCUUCCUAAGGCUGAAGUCUGGCCUCAUCCUGAAGUUGCACGGCUUUACUGCGGACCCUUGGUGCACGAGGCUGCAGCGAGGCUGAGGAGAGGCGCCACCCCAGAGUCCUUCCUCAGUGGGGGGCCAAUCCCCCUGCAGCUCUUCAGAGACCUCGAAUGCGCCGUGCUGGACUCCCUGGAUGAAGACGUCCGGGACAGGCUACAGAAAAGGUCGCCGCAGCAUCAGCCAAGGAGAAGAGCCCAAACUAUAGGUGGCGUGGAUGAACUGGCCCGACAACUCUAUCAGAUGUUUGACGGGGACGUGGAUGAAGAUGAUGAAGAUUGUGGUGGAAGGAGAGGCAAGGCGAAGUCUGAGGAUGAGGAAGACCACGUCCAGAUCCGCACCCGACACAAGAAGAAGAGCAGGGCUCUGCGAGAUUGCAGUCCUGGUAAACUGAAUAAGCGAGACAGAGUGAUGUGGGCCUAAGAGGCAGCAUGACCACACGCGUCAACUUUCAGAACGCCAUUUCUUAAAAGCACUUUUUAAAGUCUCCGAUGAUUGUAAUAUUUACCUUAGGAUGAAAACAUAAUGAAAUUAAUGUUAAUCUUUUAAUGUAUUUCAUGUGUUAAUCUUUUAAUGUAUUUUAAUGUUCUUAGACUUGUGAUUGAUAAUCUAUGUUCAUAGUUUUUGUUGUAUGAACUGAUUGACAUGAUGAUACAGGCAUGUAUGAUUGAAACGGUUUUAUACAUUAUGGUGUUUUUUUGGGGGUUUUUUGUACUUUUUAAAAAGUCUCUGGGAUUAAAAUAUUUACCUUAUGUGUGGCACUCUAGGUGAAGGCAUAAUAGAAUUAAUAUUUGCUAAUCUUUUAUGUAUUUUAAUCUAUUUUAAUGUUUUGUAAAUAAUAUAUUAUUAAUAUAUAUAAUGUAAUAUAUUAUGUUGUUUAGUUGAGUGCUGAAACUCUUUCAGAGCACUGUUCCAGAGUCUACGUGGCUGGAUUACUCAGACAAUUUGCGUACUUUGCACAGUACAAAAACAAUAGCUCCCAUAAACUCGUCAAAGUCAACAUUUUGGACUGCGCCUAUAAGAUUGAUUGAUUUUUUUAUCAAAAUGGCACUUUGAACUAAUGCCAAUCACAAAGGACAUAUAGCAAUUCAUUGUACAACUUGUGUGAGUGUGUGCGUCUCAAGCUUUACAGUCUAUGGUCUCAAGACUAUCUAGUGGUUUCUGUUUUAAGAGGUUUCUGUUCUUGGAGGCCAUGUCAUUUCAUUUUCAGAUUAUCAAAUUUUACAAUUUAGUUGUUUGUUUUCUGUCUUGGUAUUGAAGAAUUCAUCUCAAGACACCUCAUAUAAGGUUUAUUAAAACCUCAUAUAAGGUUUAUUAAAACAUUGAAUACAAGUUUAUUCUCAAUUAUUCUCAAUUCUCAGUUUAUUCUCACACACAGAGAAAUGUUUUCACAUGUA